GACGGGUUGAUGUUGUUGAACGUACUUUCCAAAUAGCCCACUGUCUAUUCAGUGAACUUCAUCUUCAACGCAUCGACAAAGUCAGAGUACCCAAAAAAAAUCGGCAGUUUCACCGAAAACAAUGCGAUUGUGCGUAAUAUCAAGCGCUCUUCAGCUCAUGACGACGCGACAUCGAUAAGCCUUUCAAAAAUGGGUUCGGGAGCGGUGCGACGCGCUGGGCUGCUCCCGCAACGCGGCUCAAGCAUUGGCAGGUUCCUGUGCAGCUCACAGCAGCAUUCUACUGGUCUUGGCCUCGGCCUGAGCCACAAAGUAUUGCCGGCACUUCCAGCUGUUCCUCCGAUUUCCGGUAGUGGGAUCCGAUGCUGGAGUCAAAGAGGAUUUUUCAGCGGUACGCUUCUUCUCAAAGAACGUGUGAUCGAAUCCCAAUUCACCACCGUGUUUACUCCGAAGACCAUCAGUGGAUUAGCGGGCCGGCGAUAUCUCAAGACCAACGCAGUAUGGAGCCCCCCGGUCUCUGUUCUACGCCGAUUCUCUGCCACAAAGGCAGCCCAAAAGAACGGUUACAAGGCUAUUAAGAAGGACGGGAUUGCUGAGAUUAAAGAGACGACCUCUGAGAAAGGGCACAAGAAGGAACUGGCCGAUCUCGAAUCAUUUGGUACAACGGAGAAAGCAAGCAAGGCUGCCCAGGUCAAUUUACGAGCACGUCUCUCCAAGGAGGGCAAGGGCGCUUCGAAGAAGAAGUGGCUCGAUGGACUGCGUGAGAUUUGGCGGCUAUUGUAUAUUGCUCGCCCAGAGCUCAAAUAUCUAGGUGUUGCUGUGGUUCUACUGCUCAUCUCAUCUGCGGUAACCAUGUCAAUCCCUUUGUCUGUUGGCAAGAUUAUGGACCUCGCUACCAAAGGGUCUCCCGACGAGGCCAAGCUCUUUGGUUUGACCUUCUACCAGUUCUUCGCUGCCUUGGGUGCUGUCCUCACCGUUGGUGCUACGGCUAACUUUGGCCGAAUCAUCUUGUUGCGCAUUAUUGGCGAGCGUGUGGUUGCACGCCUUCGAUCGCAGCUCUAUCGGAAGACGUUUAUUCAAGACGCUGAAUUCUUUGAUGCAAACCGAGUCGGCGACCUAAUUUCUCGGCUGAGCGCAGAUACUAUCAUUGUCGGAAAGAGCAUCACUCAAAAUGUCUCGGAUGGUCUCAGAUCAAUUGUUAGUGGAAUAGCAGGCAUGUGUGCGAUGGCUUGGAUCAGCCCUGGCCUUACUACUGUCAUUCUGUACGCAGGCCCCUUUGUCGCUGGUGCUGCAUUUUUCUAUGCUAGAGCGAUUCGGAGGCUCAGCCGUGACAUCCAAAAGAAUGUUGGCACGUUGACCAAGGUUGCAGAGGAGCGACUCAGCAACGUGAAGACCAGUCAAGCCUUCACGGGCGAGAUUCAGGAAAUGCACCGUUACAACAGGCAAAUUCGCAAGGUCUUCCAACUCGGCAAGAAGGAAUCGAUAUUCACUGCGACAUUUUUUGCCUCGACUGGAUGGAUGGGUAACAUGACGAUUUUGGCGUUGCUGUGGUUCGGUGGUGGCUACGUCCGAGACGGUCUAAUGAGCUUGGGAGACUUGACGUCUUUCAUGAUGUAUACGGUAUUCGCAGGGUCUAGCCUAUUCGGUGUUUCCGGAUUUUUUUCGGAGCUCAUGAAGGGCGCUGGCGCAGCAACCCGACUCUUCGAACUUCAGGACAGAGUAGUUGGCAUACCCCCUACAAAGGGCGUCAAGGUCGUAUCGGCCCAGGGCCCUAUCAAGUUUUCCAAAGUUUCGUUCGCAUACCCUACUCGACCAGCAGUGUCUAUAUUCAACCAUCUCGAUUUCGAAAUUCCUUCCGGUAGCAAUGUCUGUGUCGUUGGACCAUCUGGAGGUGGAAAAUCGACGGUUGCAUCUUUAUUGUUGCGAUUCUAUGACCCGACCUCUGGAACUAUAUCGAUCAAUGGAGUCGACAUUUCCACAAUGAACGUCAAGUCUCUGCGUCGUCGCAUUGGUAUGGUUUCACAAGAGCCAGUCUUGUUCUCGGGCACUGUUGCUGAGAACAUUGCGUAUGGCCGACCCAAGGCCCCGAGAUCCGAAAUUAUCGCUGCUGCCCAGAAAGCCAACUGUCAGUUCAUCCAAGAUUUCCCGCAGGGUCUGGAGACCCAAGUCGGUGCUAGAGGUGCCCAGCUGUCUGGUGGUCAAAAGCAAAGAAUUGCUAUCGCCCGAGCUUUGCUCAAGGAUCCGGAUAUUCUCAUUCUUGAUGAAGCCACCUCGGCCCUUGACGCUGAAUCAGAGACGCUCGUCAAUGCGGCUUUGGCCAACUUGCUCAAAGGUCGUAGUACUACAAUCUCGAUUGCGCACAGACUUUCUACUAUAAAGCGAUCCGAUAAAAUCAUUGUGCUCUCGAAUGAUGGCACCGUGGCAGAAAUCGGACCGUAUUCCGAACUCAGUGCCAAUCCAGAUAGUGCUUUCAGCAAACUCAUGGAGUGGCAGAUGAGUGCCAACGAAGUCCAAGAUCCGCGCCAGCUCGGAAAUCCUCACACUAAGGAGAUCGAUGAGGAGCUGGAGGAACUUGUGGAGGAGGAAGAAGAAGAAGAAGACGCAGAAGACCAGGCUGAUGUCCCGAGUGAAGAAAAGCCUCAAAAAUAAUUCUUGUUAUACCACACACUAUGCAUUUGACGGCGGUACAGGUUUGGCAUUUUACGGAUAGUCCUUGAUAUAUGGGCGGACCUUGGACAGGUUUCUUAGAAGGGAGCCAGGUCAUAAAGAGGAAAUCGAGAUCAAUGAGAUCCUAUUUGUACAUGUAGAAUUAGGUUUUGCCCUGGCACUCCACUCGAUACCUUGCAUUUUUGGACUUGCCAGGCAAUUGAAGGGCCUUUCGGACAGAGGUUCGAAAACGACAAUUUACGAAUGUGCGAUUCCAAGCUUGCUAGUUUUACACAAGUGAAUCCUCGAGAUGCGUUACCAAGUGACGCAGCCAAGCAGAAACUGCUGGGACCCACAUCUCAGGCAGCCGUAACUGUUGAGGAACCUCAGAUACGACUCAAGCUGACAAGGAAGCUGCUAAAAGUUGGACUCUCUGUCCUGUUGGGGUCAUGGGAUUGAGG
Pseudomassariella vexata is the source of this 3104-nucleotide messenger RNA. RefSeq names its product putative ATP-binding cassette protein. The transcript has a single exon. Gene Ontology annotation, molecular function: ABC-type oligopeptide transporter activity; ATP hydrolysis activity; ATP binding. The coding region runs from base 190 to 2646 and encodes 818 amino acids. Gene Ontology annotation, biological process: transmembrane transport. Gene Ontology annotation, cellular component: membrane. NCBI's taxonomy places the organism in Eukaryota, Fungi, Ascomycota, Sordariomycetes, Amphisphaeriales, Pseudomassariaceae. The record is from RefSeq and is a predicted model, not a curated record.